Messenger RNA from Osmia bicornis bicornis, 4489 nucleotides. RefSeq names its product zinc finger CCHC domain-containing protein 2. Bases 960 to 3557 code for a protein of 865 amino acids. The transcript is spliced from 8 exons. The record is from RefSeq and is a predicted model, not a curated record. NCBI's taxonomy places the organism in Eukaryota, Metazoa, Arthropoda, Insecta, Hymenoptera, Megachilidae. Gene Ontology annotation, molecular function: nucleic acid binding; zinc ion binding.
GAAAUUAAUUGUACAAGCUGUAAAAAUAUUAACAAUAGAAAAAACGAUAUAAAAAAUGCCAUUUAAUAAAUAAAUGUGCCACGCCAACAUUACAGGAAGUUUCGAGAGUAAGGUGAACAUUGCGUUCACAUUUUAAUAAAUUAAUGGGACAUUCAUUUUAACUUGGAUAUUUUUUAUUUUCCUCGAUUACCUUAUUAAUUGUAAUAAACUUAUGUGAAUAAUCUACAUAAAUAAAGCAAAUGUCUCAAAUUUCAUGUACAUGUACUUUUCUAUUACAUCAUUCUGAAAGAUAAUUGAUUAUUAUUUGUAAAAUGGUAACUUUUUAUUAAUCAUUAUACAUUUUUCUAUAGAAUAAAUUUUAGCAUGUUAGAUAAAAUACUAUUAUAUUCUUUGAAUUGAAAAGUAGCCAAUACGAUGAUGGGUAUCUGUGAUUGUCAGUUACAUGAAAACACUGCUUGAUCAUAGACUGGAUCAGCAAGUGCCUGAUGCCUUUUUUAACGCGAGCAUGUGAACGGACCUCGAGACUCAGACUUUUCGAUUCGGAAGAUUUCGUGAGAAUUAACAUACGCAGCAGAGACAAUUGCAGAGGUAGAAUUUUAUUUUAAAUAACGCAAUCGUGUGCUUGUUUACGCGAAGUUUUUGAUGAACGCGUGGUUUCGUUCGUCGGCGCUUGUCGUUUUCACCGAUCGUUCGGUCGCGCCUGCCUCUGCCUGCUGCCGCGAAUGUGGAUGCUUCACGGUGUGCUGUACUGCUGCUGCCGCCGCUGUGCGUUUGAUGUGCUCGCCACGGCUGAUUGCCCCCGAAUUUUGAAGAGUCUUUCACAUUCGUGAACGAUUUGGAACUGGUUCGUUAUUGUACCAGACCCCGCCGUGAUUGUCACUUGAUAGCAACACCCGAGGCGCCAAAGCUGUCCGCAUCGGCGCUUUCUUCAGCCCAAGUGGUAUCAAUGUUGUCUGGCAAUGGUGUGUAAGGAGAACGUGGUAUCAUGGUUUGGGAAUCUGUCCAGUUAUAAACGCAUCGAUGUCAUGUGCACGUUAUUAAACAUGUGCCUGCCAUUUGAAGUACGAUAUCUUGGCACUUGUGUGGAGGAUAUUGGUAAGCGGGAUUAUAAUGACCUCCGUGACACGGAACAUCAUGCAAAUAGCGCCUCUGAUCUUGCUGAGCUGACAACUCUAGGCGUGGCAGAUAAACGCACACGAAGAAAACUUGCUCUCUAUAUGGCAUUAUUACAUUCGUGUAAUUAUGCAUGUGCAGUAAUCUUGUACAAAAAUCUAUCAAAUUUUGACUACCAAGAGAUCUCUAACCUAUUAAAUGGGACCACCUUUACACCGGAUGACCAACCAUUAGAAGAGCUGCUCUUAUUGUAUACAAUGGCCCUAAAUCAUCCAGCGUUUACAUAUGAGCAAAAAAGUGUCUUCGGUAACAUUUACAUAAAACUUCAAGAAGAGGAAGCUCGAUUGAAUCUCUCAAAGUCAAAUUCAUCCUUCAAGCAGGCACAACAGGGCUGCACACCAUGUAUGAACACAAAUGAGAGAUUGAUGGACACAGAGAUGCAGAGCAGUUGUAUGAUGGCUCCCCCACCAAUGCAAACUUACCAUGGAGAAAUGGCAAUGAGGAAUAAUACCAUGGUAACCGGAGUUCCUCCUGGUCUAUCGAUGCCUCCACCUGGGUUAUGUCUACCUACCCCUGAACAAAUGCCAAUGGGAUCAGGUGGUGCGACACAGUAUCUUCAUCUUGGUUUUCCGUCAGUAAAUCAUAUGCCACCGUGGACAGGUCAGGUUAUGAUGGGAAAUCAACUGAUGUAUCAUACUGGUGACAUGUUGGCUUAUCCACCUUCCCCCUUAGUCAGUCGUCAAUCGUCGCCAUCCCAGUCUCGAUCUCCUAGUCGCAGCAAUUCCCCAAUGGGUCGCCGAAAUAAUACCAUGCCGCGCACCUCUUCACAAGUGACACAGUCUACUUCAAACACCUUAACAACUUCAACGAGUGCCUCUAACAGUCAGACAAGCAUCUCCAGUUCAAAUGCCAAUUCCCUUCCUCCACUUCCCACGUUGGGUACGAGCAGAAGUCAUCCUAGUCAACCCCCACUGCUUCCAUCACGUUCUGUUCCCUUAUCUAUCAGCAGUUCUACUACUUUUUCACGGCAUAAUAGCAUCGAGAAUACCUCUUCUACCUUAAUUCCGGCAGCACCUCAAUCAAAACAACCACCACCACCACGAUUGCGAUCUUCGACUUCUGGCGACUCUUUACGAGAAACGUUAGGAAAGGAAAUGCCAAAUUUCAAAGGCAAUUUGCAGAAUUUUUCUCUCGACGAGAUUCGAAGGAUGAGCGAUGAAGACUUAAGGGAUAUAGGAUUAACGCCAAAUGCAGUAGGACAGCUGCGGAGCAUAGUUAAAAGCCAAACCACUAACGGUUUAAAUCAAAUCACUGUUGAUAAAAAGUUGGAUAAUACAAGCAGCACAACUCAUGCAGUUGUAGAUCCAAUUGAAAAUGAAGCUAUGCCAGGAAUGGAAAUGUUAAAUGAUAAUGGGAAUCAAAGUAGUAAGUCAAUGCCAUUACAGGAACAGCAUCCAGCGAUGCACCAUCAUCAUAAUCAUGCAGCUACUCCUAACCUACGGCGAUAUCCUACUAUGCCACCGUUAGAUCCUACGCAAAUACAGAUGUAUCCUGCACCACCACCGAUGUACGCUGCACAAAACGCGCCUUGUUACGCUUGUCUUACGUUACCCGUUGCCGGGGUACAAAAUCGUUAUUCAAGGUGCAACGCUCAACACGUAUAUUGUUUAACACAAUUACAAGCCUUGAGGUUAGACCCUGAGAGUAGUAGGCAUUGUUCUCAAAGUAGUAGUUCAGACAGUACCGGUAGUAGAUCACCGCCAGAAACACCUCCCGCAGCACCGUGGGUGAGCGGAAGCGAGGGUAACGCGCCACCAGUUUCUGAUCACCUUAGUUCCGUGCCGGUACAUUCAACGAGUGCAGUGUCACACGCCACACCUCAACAGCCUAUACAGUCAGGACCAGAAAGGCAGCGUACUAGAAGAAAUCAAACGCAUGUUAUGCGUCAUAAAAAUCAAAUGGUGAAUGGUGGUGGACCACCGAAUCUUUCACAAUGUGUUUCCUUUCCUGCACCGCCGUCGCAUUCGCAGGUCACGUAUCUGCCGCAUGGUCAUUUCUCGGCACUGAGACCGAGCAGUGGUAUUUAUUCGAACUUCUCACAUGGACCGUAUACAAGGCCGGCUUAUCCGACUACGUAUCAGCCAAAUGGUGAAAUGAUGUACCAAUAUCCUGGACAUCCAUCUUCUGGAGGUACGCCACCGCCUCCUCCAAACGCAGCCGCAACACCAGUACAGGCGCCUUAUAUGCCACCUACUCCGGUUGUUACGUAUGCACCAGCUGCCGUCCCGCCAACGAAAAUUUCGUGUUAUAAUUGUGGCAGUAGUAGUCACCUCGCAGUCGAUUGUAAAGAUCAAACUAUGGAGGACCUUACUAAAAAAGCCCAGUAUCGUCUAGACUACAGCAUAAUGAAACAACCUGGAGAGUGCCCAAGUUCUGACAAGUGAUCCCCUGCCACGGACCACUCAGCAGUUUUUCGCCAUCAUCAUUACCGUAAUUACUGUUACCAUCAUUGUCAUUAUCAUUUUCAUUACCACUAUCACCACGCCACAGCAAUACAAUCUAACAACGGAACAUAUCGUACCCGCACACGCCGAUUUUGAUGAAACUCAUAUGGGAGAUAGUACUUAGAAAAAUAUUUCACACAUAUUUUUUUUUAUCGGCAAUCGUCCAUAUUGGAGAGAUGAUAACAAUUCUCAAAGUUAAGGGUUGAAAACAUAUUUUUUGUAGUACCAUAUAUCAACUAAAGAGCGUAGGAGAAAGAUUUCUUUUGAAUUGUGUAUUUUUAACACCAAAUAAUAUUUAACAAGAAAAAACAAGUAAAAAGUUCAAAUUUUAAAUAUAUUAUUUAAACAAAUGAUUUUUCUGUAUUCGUUUUUCCCUAAGCUCCUUAAUUGACAAAAAAAAAUUUAUUUUUAAUUCUCAAUUUUUAGGGUUGUUACCAUCUUUUCAAUAUGAACGAUUGCUGAUAAAUAAAAAAUACGCGUGAAAUAUUUUUCUAAGAACUAUCUUCCGUAUAAAUUCCAUCAAAAUCAGCGUGUGCGGGUUCGAUAUGUUCCCUUGUGAGGACCGUUCAAAAGAUGACUGCUAUCGCUCCUCGUGCAAGUUUUCGGUGAUUUUUGUAGACAUCCCUUAUAUUCAGGACGACGAUUUUUUAACAGAGGAUGUUUCGCGAUUCACGGUACCAGGUAUACUUUUUACAAGUUCUUAUUUAUAAUAGUAAUUAUUCUUAACCAUGAUUGUAAAGAAAAGGAUGUCGUGUCGUGUACAAAGGAUGAAAAGAAAAAGUGACAAAAAAAAAAAACGAAGAGAAGCAUUACUCAGAAUGCAAUGUUCUUAUAUCUAAGUUUUUAGAAUACAUUUUGAGAGAUUUGUGUUA